AUGACAGAAUCUCAACCAUGCCCGAGUGAGCCCCCUCCUCGUAUACUCGGUAAAGACACUGCACCGGGCACUAUAUCCGCUCCUUUUGCGACCCUCGGUCAAGCACAGAAGGCAGUGAGGAAAGUCAAUCGUCAAUUGGCAAGUGACCUGACCGUUCACGUCGCGGCAGGCACUUACUACCUUGAUAAGCCUCUCACCUUCACAUCGUCAGACUCUGGUUCCAACGGACACCGCAUCAUCUGGGAGGCGGAAACCACCAACGGCGGCGUCAAUCUCUCUGGUGGCAUCCGCCUCAAAGGCUGGACUCUGGCGAAUGCAUCUAUGAGCAUCUGGACGGCAAAAGUCCCUAAAGGCUUGCGCUCUAGACAUCUGUAUGUUUACCAGAAGCAUGCCCAACGGGCCCGACAGUCGCUGGACCGUAAGGCCCUGUCAGUCGGUACCAACGGAUACGAAAUCUCCAGCAACAGCAGCGCGAGUUUCCUCCUUACUACCAAGGGGAUAGAGGCUGGAGAGAUACGAGGCAUCAAUUCCUUUACAGACCGUUACAUUCCAAUCGACCAUGUUGACGGCUCAACGCUUGUGAUGGCGUCUCCCGCAUUCCAAAACAACAUCAUGGGUUGGGACACAAUUAAACAGCCUUUUGCGGACAAAGGCUUCUAUGUCGAGAAUGUUCUCGCUUUCUUGGACGAGGACAGGGAGUAUUUCCUGGAUUCAAAUGCUGGCAAGAUUUACUACAAACCUGAUGCUGGCACCAAGCCGACGCACCCGUCCGCGCUAUCACGUUCCAAGGAUUCAACUAUAUGCACACCACCUGGAACCUACCGUCUACGGACCUCGGUUACGCCGACCAACAAACAUGGAGGAUUUAUUGGUCUCAACAAAACUUACUCAGAGUUUGAGGCCUCGCGUCCCUUCUGGUAUCAAGUACAUGGAUCCGUUCAAGUUAGCGCAGCGUCUGACAUCAAAUUCACCAAUGGUAGCAUGGCUGCCAUCAUGGGCGGCUUUGGCAUCGGGAAUGAUGCUAACGCUCAUGUUAGCGGUGUAGGCCUGGGCACAUCAAACAUCGAGAUCAGCGGCAUGUACUUCACUCAAACUGGCGCGAAUUCCAUCACAGUUGGAGGCAUUAUGGCAGAUGCACACCACCCUUCUGAUCCGCGCAUGCUGAACCAGAAGAUUCUUGUGACAGAAAACAUCCUCAAAGACACUGCUCAGACUAUUACUUCUGCUGCUGGAAUUCUAGUCACAUACACAACCGGGACAGAGGUUUCUUCCAACGAUCUAUCGACACUGCCAUAUAGUGGUAUUGCUUGGGGCUAUGGCUGGGGCACUAAUGAUAAAGGUGGUGUUCCUGAGUACCAGACUCGGGGCCUUUACAAUUACCAGCCAGUUUACGACACACCGACUGUGAUGAAGCAAGGUCUUAUUGCGCAAAACCUUAUCCAUGAUUUUGGACGCAUGCAUACAGACUUGGCUGGCAUUUACACACUUUCGGCGAGUCCCGAUACCUAUAUCACUGGUAAUUGCAUUUUUACCGAUACGGAUCAGUCCAGUGGAACAGGUUGGUUCUUUUCUAUUGCCCCAGAUGCUCUUUUUCUUGUUGCUCUUCGUUUCUUCUUCCUUUUCUUUGACACGCCGAUACAUUCCAAGUAUGUUUCUGGGAACCUAUUGCUGACUUUUCUCUGCGUAGCCUACUACAACGACGAAGGCUCUCGAGAUUACCAAAUCCAAAAUUCAGUCGUGAAUGUCAAGGGAAAUGGCUAUGGUGGCGGUUCAGGCGGCGGGUAUUGGUGGCAGCCAAACGAGAGAGACAAUUACACGACUGGCAACAUCACCGUUUCUAAUGUCGCCGUUGCUUCUCCUGGUCCACUUCACUCUCUCGAAGAUCUUCAAGCUCCUUACGAUGAUAUUCUGCAACAAGCCGGCAUCCCCCCUUCACAGCGAUCAGCUCGACCGGUCAGCUUCACGUAUCCCCCUUCGAGCAGCUUAGCAGUAUGA
Molecule: messenger RNA, 1995 nt
Organism: Fusarium subglutinans
Lineage: Eukaryota; Fungi; Ascomycota; Sordariomycetes; Hypocreales; Nectriaceae
Product: pectin lyase
Exons: 4
Coding region: 1-1995 (664 amino acids)
Source: RefSeq, a predicted model, not a curated record